Lemur catta (Ring-tailed lemur) is the source of this 544-nucleotide messenger RNA. It is a transcript of the gene TMEM220, whose product is annotated as transmembrane protein 220. The coding region runs from base 13 to 516 and encodes 167 amino acids. The record is from RefSeq and is a predicted model, not a curated record. NCBI's taxonomy places the organism in Eukaryota, Metazoa, Chordata, Mammalia, Primates, Lemuridae. The transcript has 6 exons.
GCGCUCCCACCGAUGGCGCCGGCCGCGCGGCCCUGGGCGCGGGCCCUGUGGCGGGGCUGCAACGGGCUCAUGGCCGCCUUCUUCGCGCUGGCGGCCUUCGUGCAGGUAAAUGAUCCUGAUGCGGAACUGUGGGUGGUGGUGUAUGCGAUACCUGCAGUGUUGACUCUGCUUGUUGGAUUUAACCCUCUUGUCACAGGAAACAUCAUCUGGAGGAGUGUCUCUGCGGUCCACACGCUCCUCUGCGUGGCCUGGGCUGCCGGCCUGGCGUACUCCCUCUUGCUUCAUGGGCAGCAGAGCAUCUUGCAUGAGGAAGAAGGCAGGGAGCUCUCUGGUCUGGUGAUUAUCACAGCAUGGAUGAGCCUGUGCCGCACUUCAUCAAAGAAUCCAGUUGGUGGAAGAAUUCAGUUGGCUAUUGCCACUGUAAUUGCUCUUUUCCCAUUUAUGUCAUGGGUCUACAUAUACGUAAACAAGGAAAUGCGGUCCUCCUGGCCAACUCACUGCAAGACAGUAAUUUAAAUGACUUCAAAAUUCCUGUUUUUAAAAU